GCUCUUUAUGCCAUAUCAGCUGUAUGUAUUCAUUGUAUUGUAAAACCAGGGGAACAGCUGGCAGACCAAGAUCGACCCACUGCAUAAACCCUAAUCACAAAGAGAUUCAAUUCGACAAUAACGGGUUUGUUUUUGGUUGACAUGGGGUUUUGUUGAAAUGGGGAGGAGACGAUCGGCAGAGGCCAGAGAGAGAGAGAGAGAGAGAUUGCAUACAGAGAUCGCAUCGGAAAUUCAAAUUAACGGCGACUAGCGGCGGGGAGAGACAGAGACGAAGCAGCAGAUCUGAGAAAGAUCUCCGCAAAAAGGGAGAGGUGCGAUUCUAAAGUAAACAGGACAGUGAAAAAUUAGUUAGAAGGACAUUGCGAUUUGCGACAGAAUAGUAGUAGUAGUUGGCUUUCUGAUUAGGCAUUUCGUUCCCAAAUCUCAACACACUUUUUUUCCCCUUUCCUUUGAGCAAUGGCCACCGAACCCAAUCCAGCUUCCUUCCUACUCCUACUGUUACUCCUCCUGCUGCCGUCGAUAUUCGCCACCGGCAAGAAAUUCCACAUCACCGACGACCUCCGGGACGUGGUGGACGACGAGGAGGACGAAGCGUGGAAGGAAUGGGGGAAGAAGAAGACCUCCGACGUGUUCGACCCGCCGCCCUCCGACAUGUCCGGCAUGGAGCUGGAGCAGAUCCAGGAAGCGUUCAUGAAGCGGACAAUGGGCCCCGUUUUCGGGUUCGUGAAGCUCCGACCCGGCGUCAAACGUACUCCGGAUACGGUGGCGGAUCUCGCUCGGAAAUGGACCAAAAUGCUGAGGGCUGGAGCGAUGGAAUUGAAUCUCAUGGGGAUUGAUCGGAGCACCAUAAUGUUCAAUAUGGCCGAAGGCCGCCGCUCGCUUGAACUGAAGGAGUUUGUAUUGAAUCAGCCGGAGGCAUACGAGAUCAAGAUCGGAGAUAACUUGUUCAGGAGGAAAGGAGAUCCGCCAUUAGAGCAAGUCAUUGAACAGAUCCACCGAGCCAAGAACGAAGCCUCUGAUGGUACGGUGGAGGAAGAGCAUCAUGAGAGGGAAGAGGAAGAAGAAGAGGAUCCCAAGGAUGAACUCUAGCUUCUUCUGCAACUUUAGAAACCAAUAUUUUGUUAGUUUCUGAAUGAACCUUUUACGCAGCUGGUGCGAAGUGUUAGUGCCAUCUUUCUGUGUUAGAAGUGUGUAUUUAGCUAGCUGUCUUGAAAAGUGCAAAACUUUGAGCUAAUAAUAACCAGAUCAAUGUCAAGUUCCUUCCUUUUGCCAUAUCAAGCAGCUUAUAUCAUGUCAAAACCAGCACAUUGCCAUCUAACAUCUCAACCAAAAACCCAUUUCUAUCCUGGUACAGCUCUAACUUGGGUGGGAUCUCCAGCAGUGGGGGUAUACCUCUCGUGGAAUCUCCAACGGUAGAGCUGUACGAGGAUAAGAAAUGGGUUUUGGCUAAGCAAAAGGGGCGGCAGUUGUUUCAAGAUCGAGCUACUUCUCAGCCAUGGCCACUAUUUUGUGUUUUGAGAACCAGAGAGAUAGAAGAAGAAGGCAUUGGGUAGCUCUGCUGAUAUAGGUAAAUCUGUCUCAAAGCAACUGUGGAAGUGGAAACCAUUAAAGGAGGUCUGUUGGGGUUAGGUUCGUGAUAUUUAUGACUUGGGGGGAAAUGUGGAGUGGACAAUAGUCCCUUAUUAUCAGUCACAUUUGUAACUUGUAAGAAGACAGAGACGGAAAAUGAAAUGACCAAACGAAUUCCCAUAAAUCAAAAAGAUUAGUCCUGAAUAAAGGCUUUUUAGAUUUGGUUAUUAG
This is a messenger RNA of Linum tenue, 1800 nucleotides long. The record is from the annotation of a GenBank genome assembly. NCBI's taxonomy places the organism in Eukaryota, Viridiplantae, Streptophyta, Magnoliopsida, Malpighiales, Linaceae.